AUGCUUCUGGCCAAUGGCACGACCGUGCGAGCGUUCGUCCUUUCCGGCCUGACCAGCAACCAUGGCAUCGAACUGGCCCUCUUCGUCUUCUUCACGGCCGUCUAUGCCUCGGUCCUCCUCGGCAACACGCUCAUCGUGAUCACGAUCAUCUACGACCGCACCCUCCACACCCCCAUGUAUUUCUUCCUCAGCAACCUCUCCUUCAUCGACGUCUGCCACUCUUCUGUGGUCCUGCCCAAGAUGCUGGCCGACCUCCUCGCGGGGACGAAGGCCAUCUCCUUCGGAGAAUGCAUCGCUCAGAUGUUCUUCUUGCACCUCUUCGCCUGCACAGAGAUCUUCCUCCUCACCGUCAUGGCGUUCGACCGCUUCGCCGCCAUAUGCCGCCCCCUUCAUUACACCACCAUCAUGAGCCGGUGGGUGUGCCUGCAGCUGGCUGCAGCCAUGUGGCUGGGAGGGCUCCUUCACUCCGUUGCCUUGACCGCUCUGACGCUCACCGUGCCCUACUGCGGCCCCAACGCCAUCGACAACUUCUUCUGCGACGUGCCCCUGGUCAUCAAGCUCGCCUGUGCCGACACCUACGUCUUCGAAAUCCUCAUCGUCUCUAAUUCGGGGGUGAUCUCCGUGGUCUGCUUUAUCGUUCUGGUAAUCUCCUACAUCGUCAUCCUCAUGUCCUUGAGGAAACGCAUCUCCGAAGGACGGCGGAAGGCUCUGUCCACCUGCGCUGCUCACCUGACCGUGGUGACCUUCUUCCUGGGGCACUGCAUCUUCAUCUACCUCCGGCCGGCCAAGAGUCUGGCUGCUGACAAGGUUGUUUCCAUUUUCUUCACGGCCGUCACGCCACUGCUCAACCCAGUCAUCUACACCCUGCGGAACGAGGACAUGCUGAACGCCUUGAACAAGCUGCGAGGUCGGCAGGUCCAUUUGGGAGACAAAGGACAUUAG
Molecule: messenger RNA, 942 nt
Organism: Varanus komodoensis (Komodo dragon)
Lineage: Eukaryota; Metazoa; Chordata; Lepidosauria; Squamata; Varanidae
Product: olfactory receptor 4E1-like
Exons: 1
Coding region: 1-942 (313 amino acids)
Biological process (GO): G protein-coupled receptor signaling pathway
Cellular component (GO): membrane
Molecular function (GO): G protein-coupled receptor activity; olfactory receptor activity
Source: RefSeq, a predicted model, not a curated record